This is a messenger RNA of Lepus europaeus (European hare), 3445 nucleotides long. It is a transcript of the gene FLT3, whose product is annotated as fms related receptor tyrosine kinase 3. Lineage: Eukaryota; Metazoa; Chordata; Mammalia; Lagomorpha; Leporidae. Gene Ontology annotation, biological process: positive regulation of kinase activity; B cell differentiation; protein phosphorylation. The record is from RefSeq and is a predicted model, not a curated record. The transcript has 24 exons. Gene Ontology annotation, cellular component: signaling receptor complex. Gene Ontology annotation, molecular function: transmembrane receptor protein tyrosine kinase activity; ATP binding. The coding region runs from base 29 to 3010 and encodes 993 amino acids.
GGCCUGGGCACCCCGGGCUCCGGAGGCCAUGCCGGCGUGGGCGCGCCGCGGCGGCCGGCUCCCGCUGCUCGUUGUUUUCUCAGCUGUGAUAUUUGGGGCUAUUGCCAAUCAGGAGCUGCCUGUGAUCAAGUGUGUUUUAAUCAAUCAUAAGGACAAUGAUUCAUCAGUGGGGAAGUCAUCACCAUAUCCCACGGUGUCAGAAUCCCCGGAAGACCUCGGGUGUGCGCGGAGACCGGAGAGCGCAGGCGCUGUGUACGAAGCCGCCGCGGUGGAAGUAGACGUGGCUGCGUCCAUCACGCUGCGAGUGCUGCUUAGCACGCCGGGGAACAUCUCCUGUCUCUGGGUCUUCAAGGACAGCGCACUGAAUUGCCAGCCGCACUUUGAUUUACAGAACAGAGGAGUUGUUUCCAUGGUCAUUUUGAAAAUGACAGAAACCCAAGCUGGAGAAUACCUACUUUUUAUUCAGAGCGAAGCUACCAAUUACACAAUAUUGUUUACAGUGAGUAUAAGAAAUACAUUGUUUUACACAUUAAGAAGACCUUACUUCAGAAAGAUGGAAAAUCAGGACGCCUUGGUAUGCAUCUCUGAGAGCGUUCCCGAGCCAGUUGUGGAGUGGGUGCUUUGUGAUUCGCAAGGUGAAAGCUGUAAAGAAGAAAGUGCAGCCGUUGUUAAAAAGGAGGAAAAGGUACUGCACGAAUUGUUUGGAACUGACAUAAGGUGCUGUGCGAGAAAUGAACUGGGCAGGAAAUGCACCAAGCUGUUCACCAUAGAUCUGAAUCAGACUCCUCAGACCACGCUGCCUCAGCUGUUUCUGAAAGUAGGCGAGCCCCUGUGGAUACGGUGCAAAGCUGUUCACGUGAACCACGGGUUCGGGCUCACGUGGGAACUGGAAAACAGAGCCCUGGAGGAGGGCAGCUACUUCGAGAUGAGCACGUAUUCCACAAACAGGACUAUGAUUCGGAUUCUGUUGGCGUUUGUGUCGUCGGUGGGAAGGGACGAUGCAGGCUACUACACCUGCUCCUCAUCCCAGCACGCCAGUCAGUCAGCACUGGUCACCAUUCUAGAAAAGGGGUUUAUAAACGCUACCAAUUCAAGUGAAGAUUAUGAGAUUGACCAAUACGAAGAGUUCUGUUUUUCGGUGAGGUUUCAAGCAUACCCACAAAUCAGAUGCACCUGGACCUUCUCUCAAAAAUCUUUUCCUUGUGAACAACGAGGUCUUGAGGAUGGAUACAGCGUAUCCAAGUUUUGCAACCAUAAACACCAGCCAGGAGAGUAUAUAUUCCAUGCAGAAAACGACGAUGCGCAAUUCACCAAAAUGUUCACGCUGCAUAUACGAAGGAAACCUCAAGUGCUGGCUGAAGCAUCAGCAAGUCAGGCCUCUUGUUCGUCGGACGGCUACCCGUUACCAUCUUGGACCUGGAGGAAGUGUUCAGAUCAGUCUCCCAACUGCACAGAAGAAAUCACGGAAGGAGUGUGGAAUAAAAAGGCCAACAGGAAGGUGUUUGGGCAGUGGAUAUCGAGCAGUACACUGAACAUGAGCGAGGCCAUCAAAGGGUUCUUGGUCAAGUGCUGUGCGUACAACUCCGUGGGCACGUCGUGUGAAACCAUCCUCUUAAACUCGCCAGGCCCCUUCCCGUUCAUCCAAGACAAUAUCUCAUUCUAUGCGACAAUUGGGCUUUGUCUUCCCUUCAUUGCUGUUUUAACCAUGCUGCUUUGUCACAAGUACAAAAAGCAAUUUCGGUAUGAAAGCCAGCUGCAAAUGGUCCAGGUGACCGGCUCCUCCGAUAACGAGUACUUCUACAUUGAUUUCAGAGAAUACGAGUAUGAUCUCAAAUGGGAGUUCCCAAGAGAAAAUUUAGAGUUUGGGAAGGUCCUAGGAUCAGGGGCUUUUGGAAAGGUGAUGAAUGCAACAGCUUAUGGAAUUAGUAAGACAGGCGUCUCCAUCCAGGUUGCAGUGAAAAUGUUGAAAGAAAAAGCGGACAGUUCUGAAAGAGAGGCGCUCAUGUCCGAGCUCAAAAUGAUGACUCACCUGGGGAGCCACGAGAACAUUGUGAACCUGCUGGGGGCGUGCACGCUGUCAGGACCAAUUUACUUGAUUUUUGAAUAUUGUUGCUAUGGUGAUCUCCUCAACUAUCUAAGAAGUAAAAGAGAAAAAUUUCACAGGACGUGGACUGAGAUUUUCAAGGAACACAACUUCAGUUUCUACCCCACUUUCCAGUCGCAUCCAAAUGCCAGUAUGCCUGGUUCAAGAGAAGUUCAGAUACACCAGGAGCUGGACCAGAGCUCGGGGUUGAAUGGGAAUUCAUUUCACUCUGAAGAUGAAAUUGAAUACGAAAACCAAAAAAGGCUGGAAGAGGAGGAGGACUUGAAUGUGCUCACAUUUGAAGAUCUUCUUUGCUUUGCAUAUCAAGUUGCCAAAGGAAUGGAAUUUCUGGAAUUUAAGUCGUGUGUGCACAGGGACCUGGCGGCCCGGAACGUGCUUGUCACCCACGGCAAGCUGGUGAAGAUCUGUGAUUUUGGACUGGCGCGUGACAUCAUGAGCGAUUCCAACUACGUUGUGCGGGGCAACGCGCGUCUGCCCAUCAAAUGGAUGGCUCCGGAGAGCUUGUUUGAAGGCAUCUACACCAUUAAGAGUGACGUCUGGUCCUACGGAAUACUGCUCUGGGAAAUCUUUUCCCUCGGUGUGAAUCCUUACCCUGGAAUUCCGGUGGACGCCAACUUCUAUAAACUCAUUCAGAGUGGAUUUAAGAUGGAUCAGCCUUUUUAUGCCACAGAAGAAAUAUACUUCAUCAUGCAGUCCUGCUGGGCUUUUGACUCCAGGAAGCGGCCGUCCUUCCCGAACCUGACUUCGUUUUUAGGGUGUCAGCUGGCAGACGCGGAGGAAGCGAUGUACCAGAACAUGGAUGGCCAUGCUCCAGAACAUUCUUCCGGCUACCAAAACAGGCGCUCUUUUGGCAGAGAGAUGGGUUCAGAGCUACCCUCGCCACAGGCUCCUGCUGGAGACUCAUAGAGAAACCUGUUCGUCUGAAGGACUUCCCCUGUCCACCUAUCUUAUGCAGGCUAUAGAUGACCAAGACAAGGUUACUUUCAUCACUAAAAGAAAAAUAUAUUAUCAACUGCUGCUUCGCCGGACUUUUCUCUAGAAGCUCUCUGCAUUUACUCUUGUUUUCAAAGGGACUUUUGUAAAAUCGAAGCAUCUGGUGCCCGAGGCAGGCAGAGCCGCUAACUAACUCUCCCGGAGCACCUACCUACACCCCAAGGCUGUCUCUGGCUGGCUUGAGUGAAAGUUGCAUCCCCGGAGUAUACUAUAUUCUUGUAAAUACUUCCACCAAAAGCAUUUUGCUAAGGAGAAGCUAAUAUGAUUUUUUUAAAAAUCCAUGUUUUAAAAUACUAUGUAACUUUUUCAGCUAUUUAGUGAUAUAUUUUAUGGAUGGAAAUAAAAUUU